AUGCAGAAUGCCCAAGAUUGGCAGUUUGCAGAUGACUUGCCCUCAGCAAACUUGAAGCGAGCCCUAUCGGCCAUCUCAGAUGUGCCUAUUGCUGUCUUGAAAGCCGAACUCCUGCGGCGAGAUGAGAAGUCGGACGAUACACCGGCAUGCGGCUCCAAGGAUCGGGGAGCCUACAAUACCCCACUGCAUGUCAUGGCAUUGUUCCUCAUCCUCGCGCUGAGUACAUUCGUCCUAGCGCGCCGUUUCCCCGGUCUUCCGAUCCCCCGUCGAUUCUUAUUCAUAUCAAGACAUUUUGGUACCGGUGUAUUGAUAGCGACGGCAUUCGUACAUCUGCUCCCUACAGCAUUCAUCUCACUGACAGAUCCAUGCCUCCCUCGAUUCUGGAGUAAAUCUUACCGUGCUAUGGCCGGCUUCGUUGCGAUGAUAUCGGUCUUUGCGGUUGUCAUCGUGGAAAUGUUCUUUGCGAUGAAAGGCGCAAAGCAUGUUCACGGAAGCGAGUACGACAAACUCAUUGGCGAGGUUGGACAUGACUUGACAAGCUCUGGGGAACCUGAAAAUCCGGAUUACUCGAGACUAGAGGCCCGACAGGUUUCAGACAAUAUCAAUCUGAAUGGCAUGCGGCACAACUCCAAGUCGCGGGCGACGAGGGUUUCAGGUCCAUCAAAUGAUUCCGGUCGUGUCGACUUGCCGGACAACUCGUCAUCCGAUAAGAUGGACGAUCUUGACGAUCUCGAUGAUCUUGAUGGGUUGGAUGACUAUAUGGAUGACGACCGACUCAUCAAUGGAGAGGCCCAAUCCAUGCAGCCACACACUGCUCCCCGACAUCGAGCACGUGUAAGCGAAAGUCGCCAGCAGCAGACGGAUGGAGGUAUACCAGUUCAGAACCCCCAACGUCAGCUUCUGCAAUGCCUCCUUUUGGAGGCUGGCAUUCUGUUCCACAGCAUCUUCAUUGGCAUGGCACUCAGCGUUGCGACAGGCACAUCCUUUGUUGUUUUAUUGAUUGCAAUCAGCUUCCAUCAAACAUUCGAAGGCUUCGCUUUGGGAUCUCGGAUAGCAUCCCUCAUACCGGAUUUAUUCGCUCCGGAUUCCAUGAAACCGUGGCUUAUGUCACUUGCGUACGGAACAACGACGCCCGUUGGCCAAGCUAUCGGUUUAGUUCUACAUAAUCUCUACGAUCCUGCCAGUGCAACUGGACUUCUCAUGGUUGGCAUUACCAAUGCUAUUAGCAGCGGCCUUCUGCUGUUCGCAGGCCUGGUGGAACUUUUGGCCGAGGACUUCUUGAGUGAGUCGAGUUACGAUACCCUCAAGGGCAGACGACGCUUUGAGGCUUGUGUGUCCGUGGCGUGCGGUGCCCUUUUAAUGGCAUUCGUCGGAGCAUUUGCUUGA
Penicillium bovifimosum is the source of this 1386-nucleotide messenger RNA. RefSeq names its product putative ZIP family zinc transporter. NCBI's taxonomy places the organism in Eukaryota, Fungi, Ascomycota, Eurotiomycetes, Eurotiales, Aspergillaceae. Gene Ontology annotation, cellular component: plasma membrane. The record is from RefSeq and is a predicted model, not a curated record. Gene Ontology annotation, biological process: zinc ion transmembrane transport. The transcript has 3 exons. Gene Ontology annotation, molecular function: zinc ion transmembrane transporter activity. The coding region runs from base 1 to 1386 and encodes 461 amino acids.